Choloepus didactylus (southern two-toed sloth) is the source of this 748-nucleotide messenger RNA. It is a transcript of the gene UBE2C, whose product is annotated as ubiquitin conjugating enzyme E2 C. NCBI's taxonomy places the organism in Eukaryota, Metazoa, Chordata, Mammalia, Pilosa, Megalonychidae. The record is from RefSeq and is a predicted model, not a curated record. The transcript has 6 exons. The coding region runs from base 39 to 578 and encodes 179 amino acids.
UGCCCUCCUAGUUCCUGUUUCUCUGCCAGCGCUACCGGAUGGCCUCCCAGAACCGCGACCCAGCCGCUGCCAGCGUCGCCGCCGCUCGCAAGGGGGCCGAGCCCAGCGGGAGCGCCGCCCGGGGCUCCGUGGGCAAGAGGCUACAGCAGGAGUUGAUGACCCUCAUGAUGUCUGGUGACAAAGGAAUUUCCGCCUUCCCUGAAUCAGACAACCUUUUCAAGUGGAUAGGGACCAUUCAUGGAGCAGCUGGCACAGUAUAUGAAGACCUGAGGUAUAAGCUCUCCCUGGAGUUCCCCAGUGGCUACCCCUACAAUGCACCCACGGUGAAGUUCCUUACGCCCUGCUACCACCCCAACGUGGACACCCAGGGUAACAUCUGCCUGGACAUCCUGAAGGACAAGUGGUCUGCCUUGUAUGACGUCAGGACCAUCCUCCUGUCCAUCCAGAGCCUGCUGGGAGAACCCAACAUCGAUAGCCCUUUGAACACACAUGCUGCUGAGCUCUGGAAAAACCCCACAGCUUUUAAGAAGUAUCUGCAAGAGACCUACUCAAAGCAAGUCUCCAGCCAAGAGCCCUGACCCAGACUGUCCAGCCUCUCUGUGUUGUCUUUUUAUUUUCUAUUUUCCUUAGAUGGUCUGUCUUUAUCUUCUGUAUAGGUGGUGUCAUUUAUGUUUUGUUUGUAUUUUAAAUUAAGUCUCUGUGCCCUUGUAAUGGAUAUAUUAAUUAAAUAAAUGGAUUUUGUUUUUUU